GGAGGGCAUGAGCCCGAGCUCGUCUGUGUGCAACCAAGUAGCUAAUGCUCAACGGUAAUCGAUCGUGUGGAUUUUAUAAAACGAGAAAUCGAUUGAGAAAAAUAAAGAAAGGAACAUAAUUUGCUGCAGGAGUUCUACCUGCCUCCAUGUCAUUGGCAGUGCCCCCAGAUCCAACUGCCACCAUGUUGCUGGAAGCACGAGACCUCGCCCCAGCACCAGACCUGGCCCCAGAUCCAGCUCCAGACUUAGCCUCAGAACUAGCCCCAGAGCUAGCCACUGAACUAACCCCAGAUUCAGCUCAAGCCCCAGAAUUAGCCCCAGAGCUAGCAUCAGAUCCAGCCCCUGCCACUGCUCCUCCAGUCCCAGUCAUGAACCCGGGGUGUAAGAUCAUGACCUUCCGGCCCACCAUGGAGGAAUUCAAGGACUUUGCCAAAUACAUUGCCUACAUGGAGACUCAAGGAGCACACCGUGCAGGCCUGGCAAAGGUGAUUCCUCCAAACGGCUGGAAGCCGCGGCAGUCGUACGACACCAUCGAGGAGAUGGUGAUCCCGGCUCCCAUCAUGCAGGUGGUGACGGGCCAGUCGGGCCUCUUCACCCAGUACAACAUCCAGAAGAAGUCCAUGACCGUCGGGGAGUACCGUCAACUGGCCAACAGCAGAACGUACUGUACUCCCCGACACAAGGACUUUGACGACCUGGAGAGGAAAUACUGGAAGAACCUCACCUUUGUUUCGCCCAUCUACGGCGCUGAUGUCAGCGGCUCCAUCUACGACCCAGAGAUCAGUGAGUGGAACAUCAGCCACCUGAACACGCUGCUGGACAUGGUGGAGCAGGAGUGUGGCAUCGUGAUCGAGGGGGUGAACACGCCCUACCUGUACUUUGGCAUGUGGAAGACCACCUUCGCCUGGCACACAGAGGACAUGGACCUCUACAGCAUCAACUACCUACACUUUGGAGAGCCCAAGUCAUGGUACGCCGUCCCACCUGAGCACGGCAAGAGGCUGGAGAGACUGGCGCAAGGUUUCUUCCCAGGCAGUUCCCAGGGCUGUGACGCCUUCCUCCGCCACAAGAUGACCCUCAUCUCCCCAUCCAUACUGAAGAAGUACAGCAUCCCCUUCGACAGGAUCACUCAGGAAGAAGGCGAGUUUAUGAUCACCUUUCCCUAUGGCUACCACGCCGGUUUCAACCACGGCUUCAACUGCGCCGAGUCCACCAACUUUGCCACCCUGCGCUGGAUCGACUACGGCAAGAUGGCAACACAGUGUACGUGUCGUAAGGACAUGGUGAAGAUCUCCAUGGACGUGUUUGUGCGCUGCCUGCAGCCCGAGCGCUAUGAGCAGUGGAAGCAGGGCAAGGACGGCACAGUGCUGGACCACCAGCGACCCACCACCCUCAACAGCCCAGAGCUGGAGUACUGGAGGGCCAACCGGGUCACCUACCGGGAGAAACUGCUCCGGAGAGCUUUACAGAAGAAGGAGCAGCUGCGGCGGCUGAAGCUGGAGGAGGUCAAGGUGCUGGCGGAGGAGGGCAUUGAGCUGGACGCCGCUGACUACCAGAGGCAGGUGGAGGAGCGCGAGGCCCAGCGGCGGCAGGAGAGGGAGGAGAGGAUGGCCCGCGAGGCCCUGCAGACCCUGGAGGCCAUGGAUAGAGAGGACCAGGAGAGGCAGGACGCCGUCGCCGCCCAGGCUGCAGGAGGUGAGGGUGUAGGGCGAAGUAGGCUGAGGUCUCUGAACUUGGAUCCAGAAGAAGAAGAAGAAGAAGAAAAGAAGAAGAAGAAACAACCCGCCCUGCCGUCCGACCCCAUGAACUCCUUCCAAGCAGCUUUUGAGAAGUUUGCCACGUUUAAUAUCCCGCAGCCCCCAAAGCAACCCAAAGGCAGCAGCCCCCCUCAGUCGUCGUCCUACUCCAAGCAACUGAAGAUGAGGAUGGAGGUAAAAAAGAGUCGCCGGCACCCCCUCAGCAAACCACCCAUGCGAUCCCCACUCUCCAUCGUCAAGCAGGAGCCAUCUAGUGACGAAGAGCUAUUCUCCCCCUGGCCACUGGAUGGCGACGUGAAGAAGGCGGGCCACUUGUGGCAGAACCGCACGGCCAACUUCCUGGCCGAGAAGGGUUUCAACGCGGCCGUGGCCACCCUGGAACCCUACUGUGCUGUGUGCACUCUGUUCUGUCCGUACACACAGCUCCAGAAGGACUCUUCAUACCCGACCGACAGCCCCGGUGCCCCUAACCAUCACAACGUAUCCCGCUGCGGCAGCCGCACCCAUCCGCUGGUCCCAGAGAUGUGCUUCAGCGCCGGGGCAGGCAACACAGAGCCGCUGCCCUCCAACUCCCACACUGGAGACGACGGCACCAGUCCGCUGCUCUCCUGCUCCUCCUGCAGCCUGCAGGUCCACGCCAGUUGUUAUGGUGUUAGGCCGGACACAGUACACAACGAGGCCUGGAAGUGUUUGAGAUGUACAGCGCUCGCCUGGACAGCGGACUGCUGUCUGUGUAACUUACGGGGAGGCGCUCUGAAGAUGACCACGGACAACCAGUGGGUCCAUGUGAUCUGUGCCAUCGCUGUGGCCGAGGCCCGCUUCGUCAACGCCAUCGAGAGGGAGCCGGUGGACAUCAGCGCCAUCCCAGAGAACAGGAAGAGUCUGAAGUGUGUGUACUGCCAUAAAAACACCAAGCAGAUGUGCGGCGCGUGUAUCCAGUGUUCCCACGACAGCUGCUCCACCUCCUUCCACGUCACCUGCGCUCACAUCGCCGGCGUGCUCAUGAAGCCUGCCGAUUGGCCCUAUGUGGUGUCCGUCACCUGCCACAAGCACAAGAAGACCAAUCACAAGGCGAGGGCGGGGCCAAGGGGGGAGUUUUCUCUGGGCCAGAAGGUGAUUGGUCGGAACAGAGACGGCUGGUUCUACCCCUGCACCAUCAUCGGCAUGGCGUCGCAGACCUUCUACGAGGUCAACUAUGAUGACGGCUCCUACUGCGACAACUUAUUCCCAGAGAACAUUGUGAGUCAUGACUGUCUUCGUAACGGCCCACCAGAGAUGGGCGAGCUGAUGUUGGUCCACACCAUGGAGGGCAAGGCACUCAACGCCUCCUACGUCAAGGAACACGUCCACAAGCACUACCAGGUGGAGUUCCAGGAUGAGUCCCAGUUGUUACUGAAGCAAACAGAGAUCCACUCGCUGGAGCAGGACCUGCCCAAAAGGGUCUGCGCCCGCCUGGCAAUACCAACCCAGGAAGGUGUUAUGCCAGGAGAUGAACCACAGGCAGCCAAGCGGCCUCGCCUCCCCGCUCCUCACCCCCCACCUCAAGCACCCAUGGACUCAACACAGCAGCACCUCGGAUGCCACCCCCCAGCUACAGCCCCAGCACCUCACAGUAUUACACCCACCACCCCCAGCCAUGCCCCUGCUCCCCCCAACACUGACAUCAGUGCCCCUACCCUCACACAGGCUCUGGCAAUACCCAUCCCAGAGCCCACCCUUAACCCAAUGCCCGCUCUCCCUGACCCCUGUCUCGCUGACCAUCUCCCAGCCGCCCCACUGCUGCCCCUGUCCCCAGCCAUGCCCUCCCAGGACCUGGGUGACGUCUACACGCCUAGCUCCAGCUACGUGUCCUACAUGGAGACUCUGCUCAAUGCACACUUCCCCCCUCAGGAAGAGGGCCCCGGUCCCCUCUUUUAAUGAGACACACCACUCAGCAGUGCUUGCUAGGCUCACAGGAGCUAAGCUAAUGCUUUGAAAGAUAACUUAAUCUAUGCUAACGGAAGCUAACGGAGAUGAAGCUAACGGAGGCUAACUAAUGGACAGAAGCAUCUGCUACACAUGAUCUGAAAACAGGGCGCAGAGAAAGCACUCCUCAGUUGCAUGUCUUUUUUCAUUUGAAUUUUCUCACUGUGGUUAUGGGCAGCUCCUGGAACUGCAGCGGAAGAGGAGGCUUCUUUCCCACCUCUGUAUCUCUUCCAUUGUGCAAGACACAAUGUGUAGACAUGAAUAGACUCUCGCGAGCAUCAACGCCGUACCUAUCUGCAUCCAUUUAUUUAACUAUUUCCCUCGCUUUUACAGAAAGGAGAAACCCUUCACUUGGGCACGUGACGUCAGCAGUCUACGUGCUUCAGCUUUUUGAGUUAUUCUAUGAAACCAGCUACAAAUCUUUUUUUAAUAGAAGCCAAACCAACCUCUAACAAUAAAACAGAAGAUCAAAUGGACAGAAUAUUUGUGUACAGUUUCAAUAAUGUAUUUUUUUGUGCGAGAGGUCCUGGGAAAAGGGUGGGGAUGUAUUACGGGGGUUUCACAAGUAUUUAAAUGUCUUCGUCACAUAUUGAUAUAAAAUAUUUGUACAAAGAAAAAAAUGUUCAAUGCGACCAUGGUAGUUACACUUUACUGUAAACUUGUCUGCAGAACCAUUGAAUUUUGUGAAGAUGUGUUGCAGUAGUCACGAACGUGACCUUGUAUCGACUAAACCCAAAAUGGUCAUGUACACAAACGGCUCACGUUUUCCAACUCCAGAACUUCUCUGGGCUUGUUUUGUAGCAUUCUUCGUAAAAUGUAAAAUCAAUUCAAUGUUACUAUUCAACUUUGUCUGUUUGUAUGACUAUUCUUUCUCUGUUUAUUUUGUGAAUAUAUUAACUAACCUCACGAGGUGACAGAGAAAAUUGUUUGAUUAUCAAAUUAUGAUCCUUAUUUUUGGAGAUUUUAGAAGCAUAAAUUACAUUUCUACUCCGGUGAAGAAAUAAGGAAUUUUCAAAUGGUGUGUUGACUCUUUAUAUAGGUGCUACAAGGUAUCCUGGACUACUGAGGAAGCAUGUUUCUCAUACCCUUAGUCACAUUGUACAUAGUGCAAGCCUUGUGUAUGUGAAUCAAAUCUGUCAAUGUCAUAUUUAUUUCAUAGGAAUUAAACAGAGUUGCAAUGAU
Molecule: messenger RNA, 4904 nt
Organism: Coregonus clupeaformis (lake whitefish)
Lineage: Eukaryota; Metazoa; Chordata; Actinopteri; Salmoniformes; Salmonidae
Product: lysine-specific demethylase 4B
Exons: 22
Coding region: 147-3674 (1175 amino acids)
Biological process (GO): chromatin remodeling
Cellular component (GO): nucleus
Molecular function (GO): histone H3K9 demethylase activity
Source: RefSeq, a predicted model, not a curated record